Molecule: messenger RNA, 22671 nt
Organism: Spirometra erinaceieuropaei
Lineage: Eukaryota; Metazoa; Platyhelminthes; Cestoda; Diphyllobothriidea; Diphyllobothriidae
Source: the annotation of a GenBank genome assembly
AUGUCGAAAGAUACCAGUCGUGUUCAGUACAUAAGACGGUCCUCAUCAGCGCCGCCUGAGUGUGGUCCCAGUUUCCAAGAGCCGAGGUUUCUUUCUUUUCAUUUGUUCUAAUUCCUCAUUAGGCCGUCUAUUUUGCAGCAGAUUCGUGAUUCUGCCAUGACCUUCUUCGGCCUGAGUGUUGACAAAAGUCAAGAGGAUUGGAAUUCCCGACGUCUCAGGUACUUGCUAAAAAAGUAUGGUAAUAUAAAACCAGCAAAACUAGUCUCGGUAAGUGUUGCUUUAGCCUCACAUUUUGAUCUCCACUUUUUUCUCUAACAAACCAAUACUCUGUUUGCCUGGAUUCAUUGGGCUAUGAGCACUGACGUUUUGUAAGCACAGGAUUCUGUUAAUUUGUCACACUUUAGAACAAAUUAUAAACUACUCACCUGUCUUAAAGUAACCAACCUGUCACCCAGACUUAGGUCACCGGGACAGUCAGUUAAUUUGUCUAAGCUCUCGGACUUCUGUAGCAGCCAUCUUCGGAAACUGAAAAAAAUCGUGGCAUAGGCUUAUGUAUACUCGAUAUACGCCUACGUCAAAUAUGUGAUGCAGUUUGAAUCCUUAUUUUCUUCACCAAAAGUCAAUAUCUGCUCUAUUUCAAAGCGUUGGCAGGCUGAUCGAACGCCCACCAGUAGCCAGAGUGAAUUGUAAUAUAUGCCUGAACAGAACGGUGUUCUUAACAUAGCACUAAGCAAACAUACACAGCUGGCCAAGAUAUUUCGUCACUAAUUGAUAAAUAAUAAUUCAUAUAUCCACUGAGUGGAAUAACCGUGUCAUAUCACUUUAGAUUGCAGUACUAGGUCGACCACUUUUGAAGCUGUUAUUGCGAUUGUUUCAAAAUGAAUGAUCAAAAGAUCUGGGCAGCCAGGGUGGAGUGUACGUGGGAGUGGCCCUGGCAAACUGAUUGCUUAUUUAAUGGCUACUUCUUCACAACAGCAUUACAAAAUAGCGGUUGAUGUCCGCCAUUCAAAAGAACUCCAACCCAGCACCAUCUUAUCGCCGGUUUCCGAUGAAGCAGAGUACUUAGAGAGCCAGCCUCUAAAAAGCACCCGAAUGGACUGUUGACGACCCGUCUGUUUACGGACCCCCACACCCCUCCUUGGGAUGCAUCUCAGCGCUGCACGCGUCUAAUGCCAGUCUGUCUGCCGGGACGCAUGCUCACUUGGUCCGGCGGUUCAGCAAACAAUGGACAAGUUAAAUUAAUUGUCACAAGGAGAACCGUUUACAUCGGUUCCUGAAAAGUGAAGGCGCCUUUUCAGUCUAGUGGCCGUUGAUCACUGCUGGUACGUAGGUGUACAGUAGAUGUACUAACUCAUGAAAUGUCAACCAAAAUUUCGAAAUGCGUUCUCGUUUCGAAAAGAUAAAUUAAGUAGUGUUGUAAAAUUAAUCAUGAUGCAGCAUAAAUCUAUGAUGAUCCAGUUACCUCAGGGUGUCGGCUUUCGAAAGAACGUAUUUUCGGCUGCAUGCAAGAUCUAUACUCUGCAAAAUGACUACUUAAGUAGCAUGCAAUUUUCUCAUCGACUUUCGAUGCCCUUGAAAAUUCAAUUAUAUUUCAUGGAAAACAUGCAUAAAAAUAUUCAUUCUUUUACAUGUUCGGUAGAAAAUCACGUCUUCUUCUAAUUUCAUACUCAAAAGAAGAGUAUAAGUCGGUUUUAAAAAAAGUUUCUUAUUGUGAGAUUUUUUAAUACCGUUAAAUGGCCGUUCAUGAAAAGUCAUGUAUCUGCAUUUACGAAUGUGGCUUUUAAAGUUAACAAUAUUGCUCAAAUCCACUGCUUAAUUUUAUGAACCUCAUAUGGUCUCCUCUUAACACCGUAGAGAAAUGCAUGGUUUUCCGUACACGGAAAAUAUACAGCUUGUGGUUUUGAAACCCUGAAUGCAAGUGUAACAUCAGGUCGGGUUCAAAAUUAUUCGGGAAUUAGAAAAGUUUUUUAAAGCCAAAUUAUACUCUUCUUUUGAGUAUGAAAUUGGAAGAAGACGUGAUUUUCUACCGAAUGAGUAAAAGAAUGAAUAUUUUUAUGCAUGUUUUCCAUGAACUAUAAUUGAAUUUUCAAGGACAUCGAAAAUCAAUGAGAAAAUUGCAUGCUACUUAAGUAGUCAUUUUUUGCAGAGUGUAGAUCUUGCAUGCAGCCGAAAAUAAGUUUUUUUCGAAAGCCGACACCCUGUGGUAACUGCAUCAUGAUUAAUUUUACAACACUACUUAAUUUAUCUUUUCGAAACGAGAACACAUUUCGAAAUUUUGGUUGACUUUUCAUGAGUUAACACAUCUACUGUAGGUUGUUUGUCCAGAGUUCGUUUUCCCGACUUCUGUCGUAUGGGAUCUGAGUUCAAUGUCUAUCGAAGUAUCUUCUUUUUAUCAAAUCAACCUUAAGACCUCGUCUGACGGAUACAGUCUUAUUGCUUUGUGUCGAUUUUCAAAGACACCUCAAAGAGACUACUUCUAUGUCCCGACUAUUUCUGCCUAUGUCUCUGCUCAGACUUUUGACAUCUGAACAAAAGAGCUGUUUUGCCAACAACUACCAGAAAUCAGUCGUCUUCUUCCCUGCGGCAUGUCUAUCCUGGCCGGUGCCAGGAGCGGCCGAGAUAUGCCUGAUGUCCCUUCCCACAGACGCUAUAUUAGUCGCUCCCGCCUUUGUAUGCGGCGCGGAAAGGUCGCACGACUGUUGGACUUCACAGGUCACGAUUGUACCUUGGCAACUAAAACCACAAAAAGUUCAACGCUUGCAAAGCCACCUACCGACUAACUGCCCGAGCUUCCUCGAGUCAAAUCUACUAGUUCUUAGAAGUUCAAAUUCCUUACUCUGGAGUCACGACAGCGUUCUUCAAGUAGCCGAGGCGGGAAGUCAAGGGCUCUGAUUACGUGCUGGCCCAAAUACACUUCGUUUGGCACUUCUCUGCGUCCAAAAGGACGGGAGACGAAAGAAUUUUGGGCCAAGGAGAUCGUACCGGUCUCAUAUUGUUGAGGUGCCAUGAGUUAUAGUUGGGGGCUGAUUCACGCCCAGGUCCGUGUACAAGAAUAACAGCAUAUGAAUUUCGCUAAAAUUAGCUAUCAAUUAUACCACUCAGUAGUUCACUUAUCCAGAUCGUAUCAAGACGACUGAUUGUGUGUCACUAUCAAGGUCAGAUCCGGCGCACACGCAAGUAUUUUACUAGGUUAGCGCAUGCUAACAGGAAAACCCCCUGCUCUAAGGUCGCCGAUUCAACUGAACACACUGUAAACAUAGGAAAAUGAAAAAAUUGUUUCAAUACAACCGACCAGAAGCAAGUGCGUGCCGCUGGUUGUCCUCGUUCGCUUCAGUAUUGAUUCAGCUGUCAUUGAUCGUUUUUUCCGUCAAAAUCUUUCGCGUGGAGUCGUCGAUUGGUUCAAUUUGUCCUCUUGCGUAAUUCUCUUUGCACUCUUCCCCUCAUACUUCUUCAUUUGCGAACUUGUUUUUUUCUAGCCAAAAAUUCACCUCUUUUGUUUAUGUUGCUCAUCGUGUACGGAACAAAUUGCGUUUGUGAAGUCGAAUUCGGCGGACAUAUGUUUGACAUUAUUCAUCAUUAGGCCUGUACAGUAAUAUAAGCGAGACGCUAAAGCAGUGAAAGUUGACAGUGGCCAGAUUUGACUUCCUGAAUGCCCACAUGGGUAUUGUCGCACAACCUUAACGGUUCGAAUUUACAUGACAGUGACGAGAAACAUCAAAAUUUUAGAGGUGAGUUCUGGUCAGAGUUAAUGGAACGGUCGUUCGUCAUCAGCGAACGAUAAUUGGGAUCGCAAUCUUAUGUCUUCGAAUACUUUCACUAAGUCACCCCUUUGUUUCACUGCUUGUGCGGCAUUAGUCUUCGAAUGCUAGGGCACUUGCUAAUCAAUACAUAAUACCUCUGCGAAUGUCAUUCCAAACCUCGCGGAAUUCCAUCAUCUUUGCGUUCUUCUAAUUAGGAUUGAUUUCGGAGGCUUAGUGCUGUUUCUUCCCCUUCAGAUCAGUAAACGAUAAAAAGACAACCCCAUGCCUUCUUACCAUUCGUUUUUUUGAAAGCUUGUGGUUUAAAUUGCUCCGCCGACCACUUAUCCACGGAGUUGUUGCAUCCCUGUCUACUUUGUUAUAAGUCGUCCUUCGUACAGGUCCGCUUGAACUCACCCUUGCGGCUUUCGUCAAAAUCUUGUACUGUUUUUUGUUCUCAACGCACUUAUUGUUGCGCUGCGUGAUUUUGAAUUUCUAGUCUCUUGGAGGCGACCCCCCGAACACUAACUUCGAAGGGGCCCCAACUGGUCGACCUACACUAGGAAGGCAGGUUUGUUCUCCUUUUUUAUGUCUAUCUUCUCAAAAGCCUGCUACCAUCCAGCCAGAUACGGUCUUCAGUAUCAAACGUUAUAGUAGAGGCCCUUUUGGACAGCAGCAAUCUAGAAUUUGUCGAAGUGUCCGUGAGUAAAAUCGAAAAGCAUUACCAAAAAAUAGCCUGAAAUGACCGUGCCGGCAUAUUCCUGUCGUCAACCAACCAUACCCCAGCCACAGAUUGGACGGAUCGGAGGUUUGGGUCCGAUUUAGCCAUUCAGCCAGACGCUGUACCAUUUAGGCCACAUACUCGUACAUUGUCCGUCAUCGGACAGAACGCAAAGUCAACAGCUCGUCUUGCAGUAAGGUAGGCCGGUGAACCCCGUCCCCAUGCCAUUGGACAGCGGAAGUCUGAUAUUUCCCAUGACGACACAGUCGCCUCCAUUAUUGCUUGAGGAGCUUUUUUAGGUAAUAAGUUUAGCAAACUUAUUUAGUCUGAUGUGGAUCUGCAAGUUUUAGUUUAAGACUCAUCGUUCCUUCCUUAAAACUUCGGCCUCUGCGGAGGACAGAAGGACCGAUUGGUCAUCUAGCUUCUCUCGAUCUUUUACUUGGUCACAAAAGCUGCUCCACCUACCCUAUACCUUCUAUGGCCUUGGUUUUUCCCAUUUUCAGACCCAAAGCGCGAGGGGUUUUAUUACUAAUUUGCUUAUAAUGCCUUAUUGUAAGUUCUCUGCAGUAGCCUAAGUACUGGUUUGGCGAGGUCCGCUGUGUAAUCUACAAGUGGACGCAACUCUUGGCCUUACCAAAACCUGAAUUAACACACUUACCCAAUCUUAGUUGGGGCUGCACUUAUAUAGCUUUUUAUGGCAGAAGACGUUGUUACGGAGUGAGUUUUGAAUGGAAAUCAGACAAAGCCUUACACUUCCCCUGCUGCGUUAUUUAGACGUCAGUGAAACUCUGGUACUUAUUCCUGCCUUGUACUUUUUCUUUUCAUUCUCUUCUCUCAGGUAAGCUUACUGACCCAGUUGGGCACCCCGGCCCCCCUAUCGCCGUGUGUAAUUACUCGUCGUAACAGCGCCCUCAAAGCCCUUGGUAAGGUGGUACGCCUGUCUGCCGCGCGACGCAAACGACGUAUCAACGCCAGUCCAGUAAGACCACAGAUAUGUUUUCUUAAGGAAACCAUGCCACUUGGUUUCUGUGUGUUUGUACAUACUGGAAUUAUUAGGGUUGUACUGGGUGCCAGGCAGGGAGGGGAAGCCACUUUGUCGGAUCGACGGUCGUCCCGAAUGCCCGCAUGAGAUGCUUAUUCCUGUCCGAGCUCAUGGGGCACCCAGCUGUCAUCCAUGGUUCCGCGCGUCUACGUUGAGCGCAGCCAUUCCACCAAAAUAGUCGCCCACGCCGGAAACAAAACAGGCCGGGAAUUGAUUGAAUCCUGGGCCUUGGAUGAGAACUCGGUCAAUCGUUUUAUCGAUCUGGCGCCGGCGUACAAAGUCCUGCUUAGUCACUUCCAGUCGUGCGACGUCGGUCGAUGAUUGGGCCUACGUGCCUUAUAACUGCCGCUUGUCCUGUUUCUGCCACUACCUCUGACGAUGGACUCCUGUACGUGUCUGAAAGCUCAGGAUAAUAAACGAAGUGUUCCGGUGCUCUACUCUUCUUCUUCACCUCUGGAACUGUUUUGAGUGGCAGGAGAAAUCAGAUAAGGGUGAGCCAGUGUACUUGUCCGAUGCCAGGAAAUGUCUGCAUGGGACCUGGUCGGUUAAAGACGAGUGAGCAGCGAUGCUUUCUGUAGGUCGACAGACGCCAGGUCAACUGCCUAGACCAUACCCGUCACCAUUCAUCUUGCCGUUGUAGCAUGGGGGUUGAGGAAGAGUGAGCGUGUUGCUGCGCACAUGUGUCACGUGCAGGCUAACGUUCUCCCUCCUCUGGAAGUAAUGACUGUCAUCGUUGUGUUUGCUGCAUAAACUAGCACACACCAGAGAUGGUUUCUUGACUGCUUCAAGCGAUAAGAAAUCAAGAACGAAUCCCACGGCACUUUACCGACGCCACCAGUCUUUAGCCUUGCAACCGUAAACCGCGAAGCUUCAAACACCAUCGGGAGUGUCCCGACUACACCGCUCGGACGAUUUUCGCAUACGUCCUACAAAAUUGCCUAACACCACACCUAGAGGAGAAACUCCAGCCGGAAAAGUCAUGUCAGGGUGUUUUUGCCAUACGAAAUGUCUGUGAGGACGAUUAAGCCUCAGUGUUGCUCAUAUCGACCUGGUAGAGGUCUUCUAUACAUCUAACCAAGGAGAGUGAAAAAUUACCAAAAAUGAGCAGAUUUCAAGCAAAAUUCACAAAUAUAAUAAGACUGCUCCACGAUAGCAAGGGGGUCCAUCUUAUCAGCAACAACUUCAAGUUGGACGUUUCUACUAUGACGAAUGGGGAAAAUACGGCUGCGUACUUAUGCAAGUAGUUUUCCACCUAAUGCUCUCUGCAGUGCCAAUCAGCAGUGCAACGGACGUCCCGACAUCAAAUACGGCGAUGGUUGGAAACUCCCCGAUAUUCGCCUAAUAUAGGUCUGAAUUGAAGUCUCGGAAGUCGAAGUUCGUGGCCUAUCUGCCGGAAGCUGCCGAAAAAGCAGAAAUACUGUUUAUUCUGGGUCACUUCAACCUUCCACCCUGCAGGCUUUGGCCAUCAGACAGCUAGAAUCAAUUGUUGAUGCGUCAUAGCCGCGAUCCUAUGCGUGAAUCUGCUUACCUUGCUCCAAAAACGGAUGCAAUAAGCCGCUUAUUCUGUAGUGUAGGGACUGUCUUGCUUCAUUUAUAGAGUGAGAUGUGCCAUGUGUUGUGAAGUUCGUUUAUCUGGAAUAUACCGGGUCACUGUGUCCUGACACAUCUCCAAGUCCAAUUUUCACGAAAGCAUGUUCCUCGCCGGAGUUGGUCCGCGCGCCAAAACGGGGCGGGUCUCCAAAUAACCUCAUUGAGUAAAAUGUUUCCACACUGGCAAGAAUGCCUCGCUAAGCUGUUUAACCCGUCACCUCCGAACAUAAUGUAACACCUCCAUCAGUCUCCCUAUGAUUGUAACUGAGCAACAGUUCGACCGUCGUGACUGAUGAUGUCCACCUGUGCUCCACAGCAGAGAGAGGGAGCAGGCAUGGUGACUUGUGCGUAAACCAGCUUAUAGUGGUAGUAGAAUUGAACAGCAUCUGUUGCACUCCUCCCCCUCCUCCUCCUCCGCCCUCCUUCCGUCAUCGUUGGGAAGGCCGAAUGCGAGAGAGGGCGCAGGUGGUUGGCGCGGUUGGACCCGCACCUAGGGGUACCACCGUACCCGCUGAUUCACAAUAAGCACUUGACCAGGAUUUUAACCGACAAGAAGAGCGACGGCUGGCACGGCCGAAGGCGCCCCCAGGAGUGCCGCCACACCCGGCUCGGAUUCCACUAGGUGGGAGUGCCAUAAAGGUCACAUUGAGAAGGAACCAUUGCAGCCUGACUCAGACCACAGGUCCGUCACCUCACAAAAACACACUGGGCUGCCUGUGAGGUCAAAGCUAUCACGUCAGUUGGCAACCUUUCGAGCCACGGAACUUGGCUCACCGUGACAGUCUCAGCCUCGGGUCAAACGUUCAGCAGAUGGGCCACAGAGGGAAAAAACCGAGAAACAUGCCACAUCCGCGAGAGGUGCCGUUGUUGCGGGGUUUCGGAGGGUUGUGUGCGUGGUGAAUGUCUUGGUGGGAGAAUGUGGGGUGAUGUUGUUGUGUCUGCGGUGAUCAACCACGGGUUUUCAUGAAUGAGCAUGUGACCGAAAAAGCCUACGCAAUGGCUGAGUAUGUGAGGGUCAUUCGGGCUGUGAAGACGAGUGCGCCUGGUAUAAGUUGGUGCUCCAGGCGCUGGUUCGCCAGUCUCCGUGCGGUGGAUUCACAAGUGACCGGCUAGGCUGAUGUGUAAGGUGGAUGUGCAGUCGCAAUGAGGACAGGUUGGGACUGAGUCCACGUGGUCGCUGGAGAUUGGGAUGCUGAUGGUGAAUGUGUUAGUGGUUGUCGGGCCGUCAGGAGCGUUUUGGUCGUUGGAGGUGGUUGUGUUCGUCGAUACCGCGGUAAUUGUGGCAGAGGUUAUGGAGGUGGUAGUGGUAGACAGCAGUGCGGCAUGGAGAUUCGAGGCAACGUUGGUGAAUGUGGGCGCCUACAUGGUAGAUGUGGAGGUUGGGAGAGGGGCGGUCGCGGAGGCAGCAGUUGCGGUCGUCCGGCGGUUGGUGCAUUGAGUCCGAAGAUGACCGGCGGGGCCGAUUCGCGCAGAAAUGUUCGUUGACAGCGCUGGCAAGUUGGGCGGGGUUUGAGGGGCGAUGCUGCGAAUCAGAGGCGACUGAGACUUGCGAGCAGCCCUUUUGGCUUUGGCGGCGGCGAUCUGGUGUGCCUCGUAGCUGGCUGCGCCAGUCUUCUCUUAUACAGGCCGGUCUGUUCUGGACGAGCUUCUCUCAGGUCUCUGGGUUGAUUUGCAAUCUCAUAAGAGAAUUCUUCAAAGUGUCCUUGUAGCGUCGUUUUGAUCCUCCCGGUCGACUAGCACCCGUGGUGACAUCUCCAUAGAAGAAUUGUUUUGGUAGGCGAGCGUCGUCCAUUCUCACCAGAUGGCCGCUCCAUCGCAGUUGCAGUUGUCUCAGCAUGGCGUGGAUGCUAAAGAUUCCGAUCUAGCCCGGAGACUUCCGUGUCUGGGAUUCUGUUCUGCCAUCUCACUCCACAGCCGAGAGGUAGUUCAAUGUCUCUAAAGUAACAAAGCCCUGGGUGCCUACAUACUGUCGACCGAGAUGUACAAGAGUUGUGCCGAUAUUUUCUGAGGAAUUUUAGAAUCUUUAGGCUAUGCAGCUCACUUACUCUCAGUCAUUAAACAGUGCUGUUUUCUGCUUGUCGAACGUGCGGCUGAACGAUCGAGUACAUCACCGUCGCAGCUGGUGUUGCGCACGGUUCUGUUCUCUUGUCAGCCCUCGUCAACUGCACCCUGGGACAGCACUUCGACGCCGGGCCGUCCAAACGGAGCUAUACAUUUUCAUGUUGAAACAUGAAUCGAUCUUGCGCCAGUUUGCGAGCUACUGGGAGGGCCUGGUCUGCUGUCGGCUGCACUUUCGCACAGGCCCAAACAUGGUGAAUACCAAAGCAUUUGACAACAAUUUCACCCUGAUGGACGUGUCGCACGUCCUCUUGGAAGACCAUUUGCACGAGACUGUCGACUAGUUUCUCUGCCUGGGCCCCCUCAUGCUUGCCAACAGGCAGCCGAGGUUUUUAAAUUGUACUAUCUGAACUAUUCAAAUCUAAUAAAACGGCUGUUAAAGGUAUUUGUUCAUAGAGACUUCUGCAAAGUGCUGCAGCUUCUGCUGACGCACCACCUUCCCACUGUUGAUUUUAUUUGCUGCUCAAGAAAGCACCUUUUUACUCAGCCAGUGAAGAGGAAAAUCGUCAGGUAUUUGGUCACGCACUCCAUUGACACACAAACCGGGCGUGUACUCAUCUGGUGUCAGCCUGAAUCGCUCCGGCUCGUGAUGCCGCUGACCCUAAAACUGGAUCAACUAGUUACAGUAGUGUUCGUCGACAGUGAUGAGCUAUUACAGACCUAGGGUACGAACCUAUUUGACUGCUUCGGUAGUUAAAAGUCCGUGAAAGUAUCGUCUAAUUAACAUGGAUUAUCAACCAAGAAACAAUUUUAAACUAAAUAAUUAAUCCUCACAAACUUCAAACUAAUGUGGGAAAAUGAUAGCGAUCGUAUUCCGAAAUCAACAAAGUCCUUUUCGUUAGCAAAUAUGUUUUCAUAGGUGUCGCUAUCAGCUUAUUUCGAAAUGCAAGACAUCUAUUUCACAGUCGGCACGCGCAACUGAUGAGUCUAUUAACAGCUGGGAUUUCAGAAGUUGAAAGAGACGUUGUUUCGCCGACCACUCUUUGCCUGUAAAAGUUUACCUGACAGCCUGAGAUGUUAAUUCAAAUCGACUUUCCCAUACUUUUACUGGAUAAAUCCUUAUCCUUCGUUUUUUUCAAAAGUUUCAGAAUGGUGCUCUGCAUCUUCCCGCUGGGUCCCUCUACUCUCCACCGCCUCAGACAUCCCUAGUUGAUGGGAGCCCCUUUGACGCGGAAAACUGGGUUGGUCUAGUCGAAACUCCGGGCCUUUCUCUGCCACAACUCUCCGUUAUUCCCACCCCGAAGUCUGCCGCACCUGCUGUCGACGACGAGGGAUCUCGCGGACCCAUCAACGUGGCAGCAACGUGUAGCAAUAUUCCUCUAAUUCAACUGAGACAUGGUCGAAAGAAGUUGUCCCUUCACGAAACAGUGGAAAACUCGUCCGUCCACCUCCGGCGACAUGACUCACGCGCAAACAGUAACUUUGUUAACGAAGGGCUUACACAUCGCACAAAUUACGUCUCAGCGGAAAAUGUAAUCUCAGAAACCAGGUCGACCUCUUUACCUCAUCGUCCACGCUACUUCUUUCCUUCCUCAACAACCACCAUGAGCUCGCGCCAUUCUCGGUGUGCACAGAGUCCUCGCCUGGGUGACAUGCUGGCAGACUUUGACAUGGAGAGUCAACCAUCUGUGGCUCAUGCCUCACUGCUUGUUAGGACUGAGCCCUCAUUGGAGACCACCGUCCCUCUUAGACCGAAGGCCGUGCCGGCCAGUGAAGUGUCUGAGCUUCCGCCUCUCUCUCGACUAGAUUCCCUACGUCCUCCGCCCCUAACCCUUCCUUCUCAAUCGGCUCCUUUUGCCCCCGACUUUCCUCAAGCUCUCUGUCCCACCACAGUACCUUCGCCAUCUGCCCAGUUUACGAGCGCCAUUUUGCCACCUCGUAUCACGUACACCAACAGGCAGAGUUUGCGGGCCUUCGAACACGGGUAUUUCUCGCCCACGUUACAGGCGCUGAACAUUGAGACCUACUCACCGGGUUUUGCGGCCUUCAUACAGCAGUGUCGUGAUAAGGCCCGGGGCGUUGGCACCGUCAUAGAUGUGAACAUCAGCAACAGAAAACAAGGUCGCAGCAGCAGCAGCGAGGAGCGUCUACCGCCCACCGCCUCAUUGCCGGCAACCCCCUUCUUUUACAAGCGACUGAAGCGCCUGAAAAGCAGUUCCUCCUCAGUGACCACUUCGCCCCAGGCGACACCUUUCCUGCCUGCACAGGCUUCUCCCGCUCGCCCUCCUCCGUCACGCGCCUGGAGGCCGGGGGACAACUUUACGGAUAAGACUACGCCAAAUGCAACCACCGCUUUCACCAACAAGAGACCCGACAGCACUACCGGCUGGUGGACAUUGCAUCGGAAAUUCCGGACACGAAAAAUGACUUGCCUUCCAGCCCGUAAUCGGGAGACUGAGAUGAUCUAUCAAAGUGUCGAUCAAAGUCUGCUUGACUACAGGUUAGGCCCUUUCAAUGCCUUUUCUUCAUAUAUUCUUGGGCAGCUUCUGAAAAUAAGAACAGCCUUCUUGAGGCAAUUAUUUCCCACCUUUAGCUUUGCCCAAUACGCCUUAAAUUAAUUCGAACAAUGCAGGAACCGAAAGUGGUUCGUGAAAAGAAGCUAAGAAGCACAAACAAAGUAAUUAGAACUCUGCCAAUUGUAAGACAAAAAACGAAACAAAAUUUGACGGCGCAGAACCGUCAAGUUACCAUCGUCAACUGUCAACACCGGUUCUGGACGAAUCAAACACUUUCUGGCCUCUGACGGCGCAGCAGACGCGACCUGCAAAUUCUGCAUUUUCAUACAUCUCUAUUCUUUAGCCUUCAGUUUCUGAAGAUGGACUCGGGUGUGUAUCCGAAAUGUCACAAAGGAACUCUUGGUCGGAUGAUCGAAUCUACUUUUGAACUACUAUCUUUUCGCAUGCAUCAAAAGUUUGAUUUCCCGCUACUUUGUAUCACAGCAUUUUUCACCAUUAGACGGUCUGCUCCUCUUUUAGGCCCUACUUCACCUACUUCGUCAGCUUUGUGCAAGUAGUGAUUCUCAUCGUGGCUUGUGCAGGCUACGGCUUUGCGCCUGUCGGCCUUAACAUGGAGCAUGAGGUAGCCGGUGAAAUCCUGCUCUCCUCCCUCGUGGUUGAGCGCGUCUGCCGCAUUGAGGAUGAGAACCUGUGGGUCGGUCCUCGUCAGGCUGACCUCAUUCGUAUCGGUGCACGCUACUCACCUUGCAUGCGGACUGACACGAAGUUGCGUAGUCUUGUCAUUGAUGCCCAGAAGACUUGGGACCGAAAGUAAGUGCCAAGAAUUCAACAUUUAUCAAGGACCCACUACAUCCACUCAUUUUGGUAUAGUUAUUGUGCUUGACUUGAUUACUCAGCCCCUAAGUGAGCUCCUGGGUCAGGACGGACUCAAAAAAACGUUAAAUCCAAAUAAAACAACACUGUAACUGGACCAAUUUAAUAGAAAUUUGCUGUGGGAGAAUGGAACUACCCGUCUGCCUCAUUUUGCGCUCGGGCGCUCUUUUUCGCAGCCCGUCAUGACGGAUUUCUCCUCUUAUGCCAAUCCAACGAUGCUUUUUACUGCAUUUACAAAGUAAACCUGUAGUCUAUUUGGUGGUAUUUUUAGACUUUCAAGACCAAACUUAUAGUGCAAGCCGAAUUAACGCAAUCUCUAAUGACAGGAGCCGGACCAGUUCGACCGUCGCGACAGACAAUGUCUACCGUGUGCCGCACAGAAUGGCGAGCUCCGGAGGGUUACUUGCCCGUGAAUUAGUUUAUAGUGAUAGCCAGCCUGUGCAGCAUCUGUUGCUCUCACUCCCCCCUUCUCACCCAUCCUGGGCCCGGUGGCAAGGCAGAGCCAGGAGGACCGGAGGCGAGCUCGGCCGCAGUGACCAACAAAACUAGGCAGCCCGUCCAUGGGUUCCACACACGACCUGGUCCGCGGGCGAUGGACCAGGUUCCCACAUAGGUCACGUUAAGAAGGAGCCAUUCCAGCCUGAAUUGCCGCCCUGGAACAACCUACUUAUGCUAUAAGUUCGUACUUCUUCAGGCCACGGCUUAAAGUGCGUCUUGGUAGUUUCUAGGCGCGACAGAUUUUUACUUGCGGGGAAUAUGCGCAGAAUGCCGUGGGACAGAGUCCCCGGAGCCGACCUCAUUCUCUUCCCUCACCCUGACACUAGUCCGCUGUCCGGGCCGGUCAACCAUCUGAUGCUUGGAUUUGGGGGCAAGUGGCUGACAUAGCUCAAUGGCCUGUCUGUGCUUGCCACACACGACCUUGCCCCCAUGCAAAACACCAGGUUUUCGCAGAAAGGAUAUAAGAAUCGGACACUUUUGGCAGAUGACCACGAGGAAUCGGCAAUGUUAACUGAGUGAUGACAACGAGAUUCAGUCCGGAAGUACGCUGCAUUUGGUCUCAUCUCAGCUGGUCAGAACGGUUAACAAGUGUUGACUGGUUUUCAGUUCUUGGGUUUGCACUAGUUGUGGGUUAGACGAAUAAGCGAAGUCCCUGAAAUGUUUUCUCUAACAACGACUCAUUCGCUGUCCACGCUGGACAGCCGAACGUUACGGUGUUAUACCAGCGGUUGUUGGGUUCUUUGCGACUGAAGGACUGUUAUGCUUUGAACAAGCUUGAGAAUACUGAGCUUUCUUGAACGCCCUGUUACGCAGGGCCGUCAUGGUCAUAACCAUGUUCGCUACCAGUCAUGACUCUUUGCAUUGUUUACGGGGGUAACCAAUCUGGGCAGCGAUCCAUCUGUUCUUUGCACACCGACUCGACAGGAUUGCAUUGUAUUAAAACACGGUGUUAUCGUUCUCAGAAGAGCCACGAAACUUGUCGUUUUUACAGCAUUGGUUACCUGUGGCAUCAUUCUUUCUUCGUCCCAUGUCAUACGCGCCUUGUUCGUUUUCGCGUCUCCUUGACUGCAAUGGAACAUGAAUGAGACUGUUUUAUUUUGCUAUUAACACGGGGGCUGACUAAAUCACCUCUAUUGUUGAACAGUUAAGAUGCGAACCAAUCACUUGUAGCAACUGCUGUUUAACUAAGAGGCAAAUUUGGUUCCCUUCGUAGGAGCGGGUGUUGUGUGCGAAAUGACGGUGAGGGCUGUCACCAGACUAGCCGACUCACUUGUCCACGUACCACCUCAACUUGGUUGCGUCACCAAACCCUUGAUUUUGCCGCCCGUUGGCCGAUAACUGAUCAGUCGACGAGCAAGAAUGGCCGCAAAGAUAGGGGAAAUGAGGAAUUCUCGAACCAGCCGCCUUCCAAAAUAGGCCCCGUUUGCGGGCUGGAUCCGGAAUUCUGCGAGGAGCCACGCUCCACCGGUCCCUUUGCCUGGUCCCAGACCGACGUGACUGAAUGGCCCGUACGUGAAGGAAUGUACGUUUUCGUUUGCUUAAUUUCCCUUCGUGUGCGAGUAUGUGUAAUAAUGGCCUUUCGCUUGUGAUCUCAGUCUAAAUCUUCCUCCGCGCUCAAUCUGCCUCCCACUUGCUAUGAGAUGUUUAAUACAUCAGGACUUCAGGGUGACGGCGAUUGGCCUAACCGAGCCGCUCAUCUUUCACUUGUCAGAGGACGCCCUAACCAUCAGACUCCUAGUACAGGCCUCAGAGCAUCGAAUUUGUGUCAGUUAUUCCAAGCCGAGUGAUUAUUACCCCACCUCUGCAGCCCUUCUGUUCCGGACAUUCUAGCCAAGUUUUCCAACACUUUCCUGAUGCGACUUCAUUUAGCGGUUCACGUGGAGUAAUCGGCAGAUCGUUCUGUUAUUCACCACAGGGCCCAGAUUCCAACCUCACCAUGUCGUUUUUUUUAUUGGCAAAGACUGUUAACUAGUGUUUGAAUGUGAAUUGUUUUCGUAAACGAGUUUUCGAUGCUGUCGCAGUUCACGAUCUCCAUUUGUGUACAUAUUUUCGUACGUUCUGCUCAACAGUCACCGUCAUACGUCUACUUUACAUGUGCUCAUCGCGGCAGGGAAUUCUUGUCUUGCUAGGGCCUCGUUCAUAAACCUCAUGCUUCAGGUCUGCUUUGCUGAGUGAGGAAGAUUUGCCACGGCAAAGUUCCUCCGGCGGGGGGAAAAUUCAACAGUUGUGGCGUUUUCGUUUCCUUUUCAGUGGACUGCUCUUUCUCAACGCGAGGUUGAAAGACUGACGCACGACUCCAUAAAAUGCGUUAUGCCUGCUUUCCUCCAGUUUGCUGGAGAACAAAUCCUGUUAGAGUGCAUAUCGAAACGGAGUGUAGGCUGAGGUGGGGAAAGUCGCCUGCGAUGCCCUGUAGUAAUACAGUUGCCAAAAUAGCGGUUUCCAAAUUUCCGUCUUCCGACCAUAAUAGGUUUUUAUUCUCCUGUGUAAUGCCUUGGCACCAAACCCUCAACACUCUCCUGCGUUUGGCCAAGCUUUAGGUAUUUCAUAGAUGUUUUGGCAGAUUUUGAAUAAUUCAUAUUGACCCAACUGUGAAAAACUCAGCGCCUCGGUGGGAUUCGAACCCACGCAGUAAGGGGAAGGCUUUAGUACAGCCAACGCUCUAACCACUUGAGCUACAAGGUCCCGCCGGACGACGCGAGUUUACUCACAUUUGGGUCAAGUUACCCGCCCAACCUACCGCAACGUCUGGAAUCCACCAAAUCUGAUACAGUAAGUUGACUGCCCAGGCAGGAUUUCCUAAGUAAUUCACCUAGAAUCCACCAGAUGACUACCAGGCUUACGUAAUUCAUAGAUGUAUUUGUCAAUUUUUAUCAAGUCCGUCUCUUCCCCUUUUUGUACGCUCUUCACUUGGCAGAUUUGUCAUCGCUCUGUGAAUGUCUCCCUCUUACGUGGCUACGCGGAACACAUGCAGUGCGAAGUUAUAGCUCGACCCUGUUGUGUGGGCGUCAAAGGAGAGUGCAUUAUCACCACAGUUGCACAUUGCGCCUUCCUUCGCGGCCAGUAUCACGCGGAUGCCUCUCUUUGCUCUCAGGUUAUCGCCACCAUUCCAGUUUUCUCCUUAUUUAGCCACUCUUGAUAGUUUCAGGCCGACAAAAUUACGUCAACCUUAUACAACUUUAACCAUGUCUUAUGUAACUGGCCGCAACUUUCGUGAGAUUUUUUAAGAGUUCGGUGCUAGCUGGUCUCCGUCAGUCACACGAUUGUAUGGUUAGAAAUGAGGAAACCGUCUACGUUUCUAUCCCAUGGUAUGGUGGUUAUCUCCUAUACUUUUCCACAUCGUUUACUUCAUGACAAGUACCCAAGAUGUCGCAGCAUCCCCUCAACAUUAACAAAUGUCAACAAUACUGGAGGUUGAAUGAAAAUAUAUUUGGGUUGGGACAGUUAGAAUGACCAAAAGCACGAACCCCAGGCCCGUAAACCGUUUUACUUAACUGUCAGUUAUUGAUUCCAGACGUUAUGAUGCGAAUCAUAAGUGUCGCAGGCUACUUUGCCAAAUCAAGUAGCGAGUUUGGUAUAUUUGCGUUUUCUACGGAGUGUUGUGGUAGUUUACCUUUAUCCAUCUAGCUCCUCACUGUCACGUACCGAUCGACCGACCUAGUGUGAGGGGUGACUCUGCGGAAAUUUUAGAUUUGCGAGUUUUUGGCAUCCCGACAGCCCUUUUAGUAAAGCUCACCCUCAAAGAAUUUAUUUAUCCCUUCUCCCAGAAUAACUGCUUCGAAAUCUUUUGCUGAAUCAUUUUUAUUCUUGCACAAGAUUCGCUCACACACACACAUUUCCAAUAAGCUUUCUCUUCUUUGUCAAAUAGGUAAACUGCCUAGAAGAGGUGUGUGGAAUGAUGCCUUUUCUGCGGAAAGGUCGGCCUGACCAGCUUUACCGCAUCUAUCUGUCAUUGUUUCUACAUGCCGGGUAAGAUUUCUGUCUUUUCUGGUGUAUUUAACGCACCGACCAGACCUUAAAAGACUUCUUGAUUGCACUUCUGAGUCAGUACCAUUCGUCACUUUUGAAUAUUUCACCAACAUUCCUGCUUUGACGACGCCACAUUUUUCGUGAGGCUAAUCCAUGCGUUCUUACACAGUGCCCUGUCAGCGCGAUCAUCUAAAAUAAAUAGGCCUUCUUAGUCCCACGUGGUUGCAUCGAAGGUUUUUCCUAACAUUAACAUGCAGACACUAGUCCGUGCCAGUUCGACUGUGAAAACGUACCUGUGUUUUGGGGUAGUACAUCCGGCCCCAGCGUUACUUAUGACAAAUAACUCACAUUACUUUCCCAAGUGGUCGUGGCUGUCUCGAGCGCCUGUGAUGCUCAACCGUUUAAGAGCAUGUGAACUGUUACACAGCGACUGUAGGUUUAAUUUUCUUAAAAUUCCACCUUUUUUUUGAAAUGCUCCCUAUUACAUUAGUUAUGCCUCCUGGUAGAUUUUCGUAGUUGCCCUGGGUGUUUGGCUCCGUCCCGCUUUGUGUAAAUAUGUUGUUUUUCAGCCAAAGUUAAUCAUUUGCGCGUCCCUCUCCUGUAAUUUGUUAUGAAGCGAUUCCAGCAACUGGUCAACCAAAAGUGCCGUUUACUUAUUGUGGUAGCGGUGAGUCAAAUUCCCCGUUGAACGCUUAGAGACUCCAGUGAGAGCAUGUACUCGACCUUACGAUUGGGAGCCAAUGAUUAUCAUUGACGGUUAUGCUAGACCGGAUGAGAGUAAUCGGUGCAUCUGCAUGUGUCACCACACGCGGUGAGCUCUUUUAUUGUCUCGCACCCCACUCGUCCGCCUUGAAAAGUCCUACGAUCCAGGUCAGUUCAGUCGUCAUAAUGGAAUUAAGUGCGUAGUGUUGACGCACCCUUAUUAAAAGGCGCACUACUUGCCCCUCGCGAUUGAAGGGACAAAAACGGUGCUUUGGGAAGACAAAUGCUGACUCACACCGUCUACAUUGCCAACGGCGAUCGUAAGUGUGACCUUGCUCACUUUCUUCGCCCGGAAUACUCGUGUUUUUUUGGCUGAUUCAUUUGUCAACCAACCAUACAGAACGGCGCCUCUGGUUAUCUACUGGGUGUAUUGAUACAAGAUGAAUACCGCGCUCCUUAGAAAGAACGGACUCUCCGAACGAAGACAAUUGGACGAACUGGACACAGGCUUCCAAGGGGAGAGCGGUGAGACCGGAGUUGCCUUCGGCAUAAAAGAGCGACAUCGCUAGGCAAUUGCCAUCCUCUCCCAUGUAUUGCUGCCGGCCGUCAUCAUUGAACUGUCCGGUUAUGCCUUUGUCGCGAACGUUCCCAGAUGUGGUAAAUUAGAGUCCGGCCGACCCUUUUAUCGCCUUCAUCACGAACGCCUGCACACCUAAACUCAAGGCCCUUGACCCUCCUCCCAACAACUAAGACUGAUUCGACGACAACGACGAUAAAAAUUCGGCAUCUUUUAUCCUAAAAAACAAAACUACAUACGACCUAUCUGAAAGCAGGAGUAGGACAAACAAAGCCGCAUUAUUUUGAUGCCGAAGUCAAGUGCGAUAGGGUGAUUGGUAUGCAGAAUUUCUGGCGAACUCCAUAUGGAAGAAAUUCACAAAUACGCAGACUGCAAAGAAUCUGGACACCUCGUCGCGGCUGUAAAGGCAUUUUAUGGUCCACAGCCCAGGUAGACUACACGUCUGCUCAGCCGUGCACAGCCGUGCUGCAUAUUUUGUAGUGUUGGGACAAGUACUUUUAGAAGUCCGGUGACUUAUGCUGACCGUGCCCCUCUACAGAAAACAACUAAGGCAGUUAACCAUACAUCCUCCGCGAAAUAUCCGGACGCUGAUUCGAAUUCAAAACAAGUCAACAAACAUGGUGACCCUCAACUUUUCAGCAAUUUGACGUCGCUGUUGUAGAUGGAGAGACAUAGGCAAGUCCCGCAGUACUUCUAGGACAGCCCCACUACUCACCACGAUAUCCGCCUGCCGAUUGUUGAGACAAAAUACUUUACAACCUGAAAUCUAAAGUGUGUCGGCUGAAGUCCUGGACCUUUUCUUUGCGGACGACUGCGCGCUGAGCACCACAACCGAAGUAAACAUGUAGCAAAGCCGGGAUUUCUUUGGCUCCGGUGGUGGGUUUUGGACUGUCCGUUUGUUAGGCACAAUCAAGACCACGUGUCCAAUGGCGAUAAUUGACGAAUAUAACAGGUGCAUAACAAAUACCGAUGAGAAACGCCUCUACUUUAUGUGCCUUUAAAGCAUCGUCUCCUAAAACCGCAAAAUCAACGACCCAGUUGUGCCGUGAGUGUCCAAAACUAGUCGGGCUUUCGGUAAGAUGUAACACUCAGUUUUGAGUCACCUCAACACUAGCCUAGGGCUAUACGUGGCAGUCUUCCUGUCUUAGAGUUUACGGAAUUGGGAUUGGAAGCCAAGUCAGAAACUUCGCUCACUUUUAACCUAAACUGCCUUUGAGGGAUCCUGAAGGUGAGGUGGUAGAAACGAACCCAGGCCACUCAGGUUCUGGGAAGGACGUGCGAGCUCACCAUCAAUGCUUUGCUAAAGCAUGUCAUACUGAAAUAGAACAGCUACAUCGUGACAGUGAUUGACAAACGCCCGACCAGGUGACUACCACGGCGACGUCACCAAGGUUUUUCGCCCGCAAGGUGGACAAAAAUAGCGAUGAAAGGACACCCUGAGGACCCAGCCCAAGUAGGUGGAACUCAACCAAGGGACCUGAGGAACUCUUGCCGAGCGUCGGCAUGCCCAGCGUUCUGCCCUGAAAUGUGAUCAGUGACAUUCGAAGACAAAUGGAUGCGGUAGGUCAGAGCGCAGACUGCGGCAAGGCGAUAAUCCUGCGAACCAACUCCUGUCAACAGGUUCGCGCUGUCGAAUUGACCUCAUCAGCCAUCCUUGGAUUUAAAAAUUGUUGACACGAUCCACGCUUCCUCUACACGAUAAUUGAAGGCAACUCUUUUACUUGCCUUAGCUAGCCGCUUUCCCGUUUUGAUUUUCCUGACAUAAGCAUCGUCAUAAGUACCACAACGGGAACCAUCUGUUGACACAGAAAACCUCUACGAGCAGUGUAGUAAGUGCCAACAUGCAUCCACAUCUCCGAAUCACGCACCGGCACAGUUAAUCCAUCGCAGUUAAACUGGAGAGUCAAGGUCAUGCGCCCUGACCAACAUUCGUCAUUUUUGCUUUACCUGGCGACUCCCAACAUAUCCGGACGUCACAAUGAGCUAUUUGGUCAUACACGUGUGCGAUACUGGUCGCUAAAGCCUCACAGCCCAAAUCCACUUUGUACCACUACAAUCUCUAAACAUGACCAGACAAUGCAUGGAUAUAUUGCGUCUUACACAAUAGACGGCCCGUUUCAUAAGGCGUCGAUUGAAAUUCUGAAAUAUGAUUUCAAGUAGAAAGGACCACUUAGGUGGCGUUGUGCUCAUGAUUAUCAUAGGCAUGAUCCCAAGAUAUUCCAAUCACUCCAGAAUGCCGGCUUUUUAAUGCUCGUCGCUUUGGCGCCUUCGAAAAUCGCACCCGUCGAAGAAGAAUACUUAAAUGAGUAGUGCAAAUUUUCCCGUCUGUUUUCGCUGUCCUUAUAAACCCAAGCAUUUUAUGGGAAAGCAUACAAAAUUGUCCUUUCUUGUACACAUUUUCUGGUACCUUAGUCUUUACAAUUCUUACUCGAAGAAAGGGUAGCUUUCUAUCGAGAGAAAAUUUUUAUUUGCGAGGUUAAGAUUAUCAAGUGUUUAUUCAAGUAAUGCCAUAUCCGUACGUUUACUAAGGUUCUAUGUGAAGUAUUCAACGUAGUUUACCUUCUUUGCGCAAUUUUGUGAACUAUUUAUGGUGAAUUGUGAAGUAAUUAGUGCUUUUCUCUGAAUAAACAGCGCGCAUCUUCUAGUUUGAAAACUAAACGCAAGGGAGCCUGCACGCAGAGCUCGAAAUUAUUCGGGAACUAAAACCCCUUGAAAAAUGCUACAUACCCUUUUAGUAAAAAAGUUGAAGGCGUGAUUUACUACCCAGUGAUCUAUAUGGCCAUGGAAAGUCAAUGCAACAUAUACGUAUGCAUGCACAUCAUUGAUCAACGAAUCUUCACGCUUUAUUCAUGCAGCAGUCGUGGGAUGCAACUGGCCAUGGUUGCACCGACGUCCAAAACAUUGAAUGCGAGCCUGCCCACCACGAUCUGUCCUUCGAUGGGGUUUAGCUUGUAUGGAAUGUGUGGAAUCAGCAUGUGUGCGCCCAGGAAAGAAACGUUUGCACCAUGUUGACCACCGCGCCCGUGGAUGUGGAAGGAGGAGAAUGCAGUUUAAGAUUGCCUCAUUAUAAGCCAUUUCGCGCACAACUCGUCAGCGUGUCCCCGAAACGGUGAUAGGUCUCAUCGCUUCCCGUAGCCGAGCUGCCAUGUUAGUGCCAAUUAGUUCUGACAGUUGGUUGUCUUUGAACUUGCCUUAAUUGUAUUUGUGAUAGCAUUUAAGAUUUCUCCGCACUGAGCUUUCCAAGUAAUUCGAGCCUCACCUCACCGCAGGAUGCCAGAAUCCAAGACAUGUACUUCACAGCCCUCUGCUUUUCCUCCCUUCUGCUUCCCGGCCCCUUCUAGGGUUAUCCAUCUGGCCUUAUCACUAAUUAUUCAGCUGCUACUCAUGCGAAAUCUGGAAAAACUGCUGGGUUGGCUACGAGUCGCGUUGAUCUACAUCCUCUCGGGUUGCUUCUCCAGUCUGGCCUCGGGCAUUAUGCUUCCCUACCAUGUACGUGUCUGUCUUCCUGUGCACUUACGUGUUUAUCUUCCCCUCUUGCUUCCGUAUAUUUUAUACAUUAAAGACUGCCCAUUCAACUGAAUCUUUAACCUCAUGGGCGAAAUUCAAAAAAACUACUAGUUGACGACAUAGUAGUCUAUUUUAUCCUUUGAUUAAAAUCUGUAGUUGAUGUCGGUUCUGGCCGUCACUCGUUUUGGCAUCUUUUCACGUCCUGCUGAUUCCACUUAUUUCAAUGUUUUUUGUUUCAAAUUUCGUUAUCCAUCUGCCCAGCCCUCCUCAGGUAGCUCACUCUGUGGUUGUUUUAGGUUCAUACUGGACCCACGGGUGCUCAUUUCGCCCUUUUUGGCGUUGUCUUUGUGGACUAUCUUCAGACUCACGACAUUUUUGCCUCUCCCUGGACGGCCAUUCUGCAGCAAGUUCUGUCCAUCCUUGGAGUUCUCUUUGUGGGCUUCCUACCUUGGCUAGACAACUACGCCCACGUCUCAGGCUUUAUCUCUGGAGUUCUCCUUUCCUACGUAUUUGUACCCUAUCUCGGCUUUGGUUGCGCCAAACUGCCCUCGGGGCCCCCCGCCACGGAUGAGUCUACGACAAGAAAGAGAAGACUUAUCUCUCUGCCUGCAACUUUUAACGCCACCGUCCAAUCAGAGUACAGUGCUGCCCAAUUGGAAGAUCUGUUACGUCGCAUGAAACGGCGUCGACUAAAGGUUGUUCUUUGCUGCAGCCUCCUUUGGGUUGCACUCUUCAUCACCCUACUGGUUGUCUUUCUUCACUGUCCACUCACAAGUUGCGCCUGGUGCAAGUACCUCAACUGCCUGCCCUGGACCCAGAGCAUGUGCGACACGCUCGAGGUCAACGUCCACGCCCCGACGCGCUGCAUUCAUCCUCACGCGUAG